UUCACAAAAUUUCCUACCCUUAAGAAGAGGCGAUAGGUUUUUCGGGCUAACUACUAAAAUGGCUUUGUGGUACGAGAAAUACAGUAGGAAAAUUUACAGUACUUCUUGCUGUAAAUGGCGAUGUUCCAGAAAAUUUUUCUCUGAGUUCCUAGGAAUGUUCGCUUUCAUUUUCAUAGCAGAUGGAACGGUUGCCACCGCGAUAUUCUACACGCCGGAACCCACCGAUGCAUCAAGCGAAAUCUUGUAUAUCAACGUUGGAAUUGCUUUUGGCUACACCAUUGGCUUGUACAUCUGUAGAGAAAAUGUUGGAUAUUUGAAUGCGGCGCUGACUCUAGUCUUCUGGUUAUUGGGCAAAAUGAAGCUAAACGAUGUUAUUAUAUAUUUGAUAGCGCAAUUUAUAGGAGCAUGUUUGGCCGAAGCUUUUAUUUUUGGUUUAUAUAGAGAUGAAAUUGAACAAUCUACAAGUAACGAAACCAUCCUCAUUUUCGCUUCAUCUGUAAAUGAUGGCUAUUUUGGGAGAGCUGCCAUUGACCAGUUUCUGAAAACGGUAUUUUUCACCAUUGGUGUCAUGGCAGUCAUUGAUGAAGGGAAGAAUAAGCAGGAAAACGACCCACUCAAGACCAUCAAGCCAUCCAAGCGUUUUGAGCCACUCAUUAUUGGGUUGGUUUUAUUUUCGGUCGGAAUUGCUUUAAGUUUCUUUGCACGUUUCUAUUUUAACCCACUCCAAGAUCUUAGUGGUUUAAUAUUUGUUGAAUUUGCUGAGUUAAGUAAGGAAAAGUGGUGGGGUUUUGCUCAAGCAUUUUGUCCAAUACUUGGUGCUUUAGUAGGUGCAACGAUCUACAUAUUAAGUAUCGAAAACUAUCAUCAGAUGACUGCCGAAUCAAGGAGUGAAGGUGCCGGAAGUUAUGAUCCGUUAGAUCAAGACAAUCCAAGUGAGAGUUUACCAUAGUGAUGCAGAACUUAUCGCCCAGCUACACAGUGUGAAUAUUGGUUCAGAAAUUCAGAUUUCAAAAUACAAGCUAACGUCUGUUUCAUUGGCUUAGUUGUAUACCUAACUUUCAUCUAACAAACUAUAGUAUUUCGAGCGUCAUGCCUCUCAUGAAAUGGACACAUGAUGUGCAGCUGUACCUUUUUUGUAGAACAUGUGAUAUCAGUCUCUUCAGUGGAUAUUCGUUUGUUCUCUCGUGUAUAUGAUUUAAUUUUAUUUAUAUUAUGGAAUAUUUUAUUUCCCUCUAUUGAGCUUUAAUUCUUUGAACUCUGAUGCAGUAAAUAACUACAAGUUAUCAAAACACUGUAUAGGCCUACAUUUAUAUUAUAUACGGGAUAUAUAUACGUAUAUGUAAAUACAAAGACAGAAUACUGGUAAACAACAAUGUUGUGAAAACAAUAGCUGGAUGUCGUAGAGAUAAAAAAAAAAUUGAUAAUCAGUUAGCAGUCAGAAAUAAAAGAGCUUUUUGGACAAAAUUA
Messenger RNA from Anneissia japonica, 1467 nucleotides. Its product is annotated as aquaporin-7-like. NCBI's taxonomy places the organism in Eukaryota, Metazoa, Echinodermata, Crinoidea, Comatulida, Comatulidae. Bases 59 to 949 code for a protein of 296 amino acids. The record is from RefSeq and is a predicted model, not a curated record. The transcript has 8 exons. Gene Ontology annotation, molecular function: glycerol channel activity; water channel activity; urea transmembrane transporter activity. Gene Ontology annotation, biological process: water transport; glycerol transmembrane transport. Gene Ontology annotation, cellular component: basolateral plasma membrane; plasma membrane.